Messenger RNA from Mytilus trossulus (common blue mussel), 2621 nucleotides. RefSeq names its product autophagy-related protein 13-like. NCBI's taxonomy places the organism in Eukaryota, Metazoa, Mollusca, Bivalvia, Mytilida, Mytilidae. The record is from RefSeq and is a predicted model, not a curated record. Gene Ontology annotation, cellular component: phagophore assembly site; cytosol; Atg1/ULK1 kinase complex. The transcript is spliced from 5 exons. The coding region runs from base 272 to 1696 and encodes 474 amino acids. Gene Ontology annotation, biological process: mitophagy; autophagosome assembly; piecemeal microautophagy of the nucleus.
GACCUUUCAAAUUUCAACGUGUAAACAUGGCACUCGACAAAGCGAAAAUGUGGAAACAAAGCUUAGAUUUUAAGCGAAUAUGCUUAAUUUGCAAAUUUAAUUCGGCCUAUUGUUGUUGCAUAUUAGUUGCUUGGUCAUAAAGGGUUCAAAUGACAUAUUGUCAUUGAUUUAAAUCGACGGGAAUAGUCGAAUUAAGGUUUGACACACUUUCAAAUUCAACUUGACACUGACAGUGACAGUCAUUUAUGGUAUUGAUACAUCAAACAUCAUUAUGUCAGGGUCAAAGUUAAGUAAUCAAGAUAGGAAAGACUUGGAAAAAUUUACAAAGUUUCUCAUCUACAAGAGCUUGCAGAUCAUAGUUCAGUCCAGACUUGGAGAAAAAAUAUCAACUAAAUCUAAGCUUAGUGCCACAGGAGCAGAUUGGUUUAAUUUGGCAAUUAAAGACAUCUCGGAAGUUCACAAUGAGGCAAAGAAAAUACUGGCUGGACAGAAAACUUUACUAGGACAAAGUGUAUGUGUUGAAAUAUCUUUAAAGACAGCUGACGGCGACACAAUGAUUCUAGAAACAUGGUUCAUCAGCCUUAAUCACGAUAGCUGUGAUCCUAAUGUCAAAGUCUCAUAUGCUGUGUACAACAGGAUGAGUAUUGCACUCAAAUCAUUGUUAAGUGUAUCACGUGUGACACCUGCCUACAAAUUAUCAAGACAGCAAGGGGCUGACGAUUUUGUGAUCUGCUACAAGAUUUAUAAUGGAGAACCUCAGUUUUUCAUGCUUGGAGAUGAUUACAAGACAGCAAAGGUUGGAUCUGUCCCUACACCAGUUGGAACCAUCAAUAUAAACUUAGCAUAUAGGACAAAACUGUUAAUAACACCACAGAAAACUAUGAAAGAAAUACCUUUUGAAGUUAAAGAUGACCAUUUUAAAAAAGACAAUGUUAGUCCUAAGAGACCAACAACCCCCAAACCUUGUUCCUUGGGAUAUAAAAGAAAUGAGAGUGUAGCAGAUGAGUUAUGUCAGGGUUCUGAUGAGACACAGGAUUUCACUUUCACUAACAGUCCAGGGGAUAAUAUUCUAAAGAACAGUCAAAUCCCAAGAUCACAGCCGAUCGGGAUAAACAACACAUCACCACGAAACCAUCGUGAUUCAAAAGCACACAGCAAUCCAGAAAAACAGACAAGUUUUACAAGCUACCAGAAAAUUGGAGCAUUUGCAGACAACAAAAUUCAUCGUGACAGUAAAUCAGACAUUGAAGACAUUCCAUUUCUUAACCUCAUACAGGAUGAUAUAAAAAUAGAUGAUAAAACUGUACUUAAUGUGAAAGAACUGUCGAAAUCUUCAAAAUCUCGGAACGAUUCGUGUGAUAGUGACAGGAGAGAGUCAUCUAGUCACGCUAGUGGUGACGGGGAAAAACUACAUGAGAGUGUGUUGUCAAAUCAUAGUUCUAUUAGUCAAGAAUUACCUCCAGAUGAUUUUGUAAUGGUUGAAUUGAAAACACCAUUUGCUGGUGCAGAUCCUAAUACAGACCUUGGAAAGUUCUACCGUGAUUUUUCAUUAGCCCCUAGUCUGAACAUGUUCACAGAAGAACCUACAGUUGGUGAAACAUUAGAACAAAUUACAGAUCAGUUAAGCAUGUUUGAAUCUAAUGUGUAUGAGUUUGACUCAUUCAUAGGAGAAGUGGUGGAAUCUUCACCGGAAUGAAUGCAGAAGUCGUUGAAACUUUACUCGGAAGAAUGCAAAAGUUGAGGAAUCUUUACUGAGUAUGAAUGCAGAAGUUGUUGAAACUUCACUUGAAUGAAUUUGAUGAUUGCAGAGAUUGACAAAUCUUCGCCGCAAUGCAUGCAGAAGUUUUGAAAUUAUCACUGGAAUGAAUGACUUGAAAAAAAAGUUGUGGAAUCGUCAAGGAAGUUAAAUGAUAUUUUUUUCAUUUUUUGUUGUUGAUGAAUUGUGCAAUUAAAAUGACCAAAAUCGUUUUGGUGUACAUAAAAUGUUUGUGGUAUGGCUGGACCAGAUAUAUGUUUGUGAUUUUUUGCAGAAUCAGUUUGUAAUGUUUGUGUCUACUGUAAAAGAUAUAAACUGUUUGGUAGUUUGUUUACGUUUGAGAUUCAUGAUUUGGGUUGAACCCAGUGCAUUAUUUUCUGUAAUGAUUUUUAUUUUGUAAAAGUGUUAAAGAGUGGUGUUUAUAAAUGAUAAAUUUAAGAUGUUUUGCUUUAACAAGAAUGCAUAGAAAAGUGUAGAUUCCUUUUUUUCUAAAUUCUGUUUGCUUACAUUGUCAUGAAGCCUUAAGAAAAAUUUAUACUUACCUAACCUUUUUUUUAAAUCGUAAUUUACCUAAACCAACAAGAUCCAUGAAAACUUGUAUCCUAAGUAUAAAAAUGAAUUCUCAUUUUUUGUGUUUCAUACUUUUAAAUACUUGUUUAUUUUCAAAUUUAACUUUGAUUAUAUUGAAGUUCUAUGAAUUUUAAAUAUAAGUUUUUACAAACUCUACAAAUUACACACAAAACAAAAAAAAAGGAUUUUUUCAAUGGAAGAAAAUUUGUUGUUGUUAAUCAUGUUAAUUUUUAGCAUGUUCAGCCAAACUCAUUACAACUGAUACCUUGAAAGUUAGCAGCAUAUAAUCUGUAUA